UCACUCCUGGGCCCUGCCAGUGUUAUCUCUCAGCAGUGAGGAUUUCGAAUUUGCCUGUCUGAUUACAAAGUCAUCACUAUGGAAACUUCCACAGAAGUACACCAGCGUGACGAUGUCACUACCACGAUAUAGUAGCGAUGACAGGAGAAUUAUUCACGUGCUCUGCCGUUCGUAUCUGAUUAAAAGAGUGCUGUGUUAUGCAUGAACAGAAAUGUAUAUAACGUUGUUUAUGGAGGUUUACAGAUUACUGUGAAGUUUAGUGUUUAUCAUCCUCCCUGAAAUUAUGCAUUUUUAAACUAUUUUAUUGUAAAAGGCCUUCUUCCUCUUGAUUUGAUUUCAGUCUCAUUUCGGUUUUUUCAGUGAUUGUAUUUUGCAUCAGAGGGAUGCUGUCAUUGAUUUUUUUUUUUCCAGUCAACUCAUUUGUGGUGUUUUAUUUUAUCAUCAAAAAGCAUCAUCAACAGGGAUUCCAUUUUGUAUACCUACCCUCAUGAAAGGACAGCAGAACAUUAAAAAUACUAUCAAAAUUGUCACUGAUAUGAUUUGGCUUACUACCUGACCUCAACAGGUGAUAAUAUGAUUUGUUAGUAGUUACCCAGUGAGACAACUGUUGUCUUAUAUUAGGUAUGUUGCUGAGGAGACUUAUUUCUCAACUUUAAAGAUGAUCUUUAUUCUAGUUUUAGAGCGAACUCUCUCCAAUUUUCAUUUUUUGCCAUUACAUAGCUCUCUGGAGCAGGUCGUUUGUCCACCAUUGGUGAAACUUUCUUUAUCAAUGUGUCUGGCUAUGCAUACUGUUUUGUGAACGCGCGAGGUCAGUGUCAUUGCUGAUAGGUUCACGAUGUGGAAUGACCUCUCACAGCAGCCCUAUGAUAGCUGCCAAUUAAACAUGACCAUCCCCGGAUAUCUUUCUAAAAAAGCUACCUACUGCAACUUUGGAUUAUAUUCUGCACUUUUUCCUAUAUAACCCAGCAUCCUGUUGACCUGUUGCUACAGCACAGUACCUAGAUCCUAAUGAAUUUCUUGUCAACUAUGCCUUCCAAGUCUUCCUCAAAUUGAUCCUGUUUCAGUGUUCAGUCCCGCAUGCAAAGCUUUGUGCCGUCUGCAAAUGUAACUAUUUUGCUAUUUAAUGCUUAUGUAAAUGAGGGAAAACAGAGGUCCUGACAUCAGUUCUUGUGAGACUCCAUAUCCCAUAAUACUUUGCUCAGAUAAGAUUUAUUUUUGUAUUCUACCUUACAAUCAAUGCAGACACACUAUGACAUGCAUCCUGCGAUUCCUGCUCAUUUCACGUUGACCAGGAAUGUCUCAUGGGAUACUCAGUAAAGUCCAAAGGUAGUUUCAUAAGCUUGGUUUGAGUCAAAACACUUGGUAGCUUGUUGAAAGGUUUAUUGGCAUGACUUCAUGCAAAAGCCAUGUUGGCUGUCCCUUAAGAUGCUGUUUUUCCAAGGAAUAAUAACGAUAACAGUAAAUAACAAAUUCUGGGGCCUAAAUGUGGCAUUAUCAUACUCCUAUCUAGUGUUUGAGUUGCACUGCCACUUGUAUAAUGUUAAGGAAAUAUAUUUGCCUAUAUUUACAAACCAGCAAACUAUGCUGCUGAACAAAACAAAGUAUUCUUUGAAAAGGCCUAUGGACUUUUAUCAGUUGUGGUGCUCAAUGAAAACAAGCAAUGUAAGUAAAGCAUCGUAUAUAUGUGAACAAAAUAAUCAGAGAGGGAGUCUUGCAGUAUCAUAUUUAAGUGAAUCUGUCUGAGAUGUAUUGAUCAAAGCAACCUGAGAUAUGAGUUAAUUUCCCUUUUUCCAGUAACGUGAUUAUUUCAGACUGCCCCUUGCUUUCAAAUUCCCUUAAAUAACACAAUUAAUCUGUCUUUUAUGUUCAAAGUGUGCCAGUUCUGAAUAAUAUAGUACUCAUGUGGGUAUGCAAGCAUUACAUGGGAUUGUGUUUGAAAGCAUGAAUACAUUCCCUAGAUGUAUCUCAUGCAAUGACUGAGUCUGCAUUUUAUAAGAUAGCAGUGCUUGUUGAACCCUGCUUGUGAGACCCUGGAAAGGUCAUUUUCACUCCGUUAUAAAGGCUUUUUUCCCCUUUUUAUGUCUCGGGAUACCUCAUAACUCUGAAAAAGGUCUCCUUAAUCCCAUUCGAAACGCGAGAUUUGUAGCUGGGAAACAAGAUGACAGAUGCAAGGAAGAAGCCAUGCGCAUGUCGCUAUGGAAACACGGGGUCGCUGAGAGAGCAGGCCAGUCAUUGUCUGUUUGUUCUCGGUCAGCUGAUGUAAGCAGGCCCGGAGUGGCCUAUUUUUAGCGCUUCAUUUUGCUCCGCGUUCGCCCAAUAAAAACACGUCAGUCAGCGCACGCACCGCCAUCUCGGAAACUGGUGCUUUCCCUCUCACUUUCUUUUUCCAGUUUGUCAAAACACAUCGCUUAAUUUUGCCAACAGAAGUAAAUGUCGGAUUAAAGUGUUUGUUUUAAGGAUAUAAUAUUUCAUCAUACAUACUUUCCACAUGGACCUUGGAAAGGCCAAGCUUAUUUUAGUAAAUUACAACCCUGUAAUAUUUACAAAGCAUUUAGUGGCAAUUUUAUGGUUUAGAUUGAAGGUGAUUGUAAUGGUCAGAAAGAGGCUGCCAUAACUCAACAGGGGAGGACAGUACUGAGACACACACUAAAAUAUCCGGUGUUAAUUCAACUCUUAGUGUUAAUUGCACUCUUAACCGAUAAUAUUUGGUUCCAAUGCUGUAAGUUAAGUGAAAAUGUCAGCUUUGCGGGAUUCUCAGUGUGAGUUAAAAUGACAAAAUGCCUUUUUUUUGCGACAUUUUUUUUCAGCCAGUGUUGGAUGUUGAGAAAAGACAGAGAUCAGGAACCAGGAACUGUUUUUUCUAAAAGCACGCCCUGCUUUUAUUAAAUUUUAUUCUGUAAAACUAAUCUACGGUGUCUGGUUAUGUGUCCCAGACUCAUGCUCUCUGCUUAAUAAUAAAAUAAGUUGAAUCGUUACACAAAUAAAAUUAGUGACGUUUCUGCCUUGUGUGUUUUCUGACAUCAGUGCUCAUCUAUUUCUUCCAUGAAUGUGGAAACUUGGUUGCAGUUUGAAUUUAAGAUAUUAUUUACAUAAAGGAGGCGGUUAUCGGUCAACAUGGCCUGUCAAAUAGGGGUUAGAUAUGGGCAGAGAAUGUCCACAUCUCCGGUUGUUGUGUCUUUACUGCAGUCUGACUCUUUGCCUGUGUCAGCAGGAUCUUGUGUUUUGGUUCUUCCUGCGUCUUAUCUUGGUUCAGGCAGAAUUCAUUCUGAAGUGAAUGUGCAGAGCAGUUUGAUUAGCCUCAGCAAAAAACUCUAGUGCCCUCAGGAUAGCACUGAAGCACUACAGUGCAGGCAUAUCCUUUGAAACAGCACAAAUAAUCUCACAUCUUUCAAAUAUGAUUUGCAACAUAAUUGUGAACAUCUAAUUGACUGUUGGAUUCAUGGGGGUGUUGGAGCCUAUCCCAGAGUGUGUUGGGCCACAGGCAGGAACGCACCCUGGACAGGUCACCAGUCCAUCACAGGUCACACACACCGUUCAUUCACACACUCGUGCCUACGGCAGUUUUGCCUGGUGCCCGCAGUCUGUUUGCUAAAUCGGCGCAUGACCUGCCUGCCUUCCGAUUCCCACGCAACCCGCAGCAGCAGCGUGAAAACGAGCAGCUGGUGAUGUCACAUGCUUCGGCGCAGAGCGUGUGCUUCUCUACGCUCUCCCACAUCGGCUGCAGAGAUCGCUAAAUUAGUGCUUCUGCAUACAGCCGGGCAUUCCAGAACAUGUGUUCUUAGUUCCAACUGACUAAAAUGUUUUCGUUUUUUGUGGGCUCUCUGGCAUAAAGCUUUCACACCUGUCAAAGGAAACAGACCUCUACCUCUGAAAAAUAAUCUGGAAAUACAUGAUGGAGGAUACAUUUAAAGAAUAUACACAAUACAACAAUUACACAACUUGAAACAACAAAACUAAGUAGGCAUUAGGCUGUUGCUGCCGUGUUCCUUGUGUCAUACCUUCAAGGGAUAUCCAGGAGACUGGGCACGCUGUGCAUGCUGGGAAACGUAACUUUCCUAUUGCUCCUGGAAUGCUCUGGAAACCAAAGAUGGCUGGGCUUCUAUAGAAAUGGCCUCAGAAGACGCUGCCAUAGCGAUGCUGAACUACUACACCGCGACCACGCCCCAGCUCCGCAACCCGCCCGUCUUCGUCCAGUACUCAAACCACCGCGAGCUCAAGACCGACGGCCUGCCAGGCCAGGGAAGAGCAAGUGCAGCACUGCAGACAGCGAAUGCAGUGCAUUCUGGGAGUAUGAGUCUGUCUAGGUCGGCAUCGGCCAGCAAUGGCACGAUGAUGGGAGGCCAGAGCCCGGUGCUGCGUAUCAUUGUGGAGAACCUGUUCUACCCUGUCUCUCUGGAAGUGCUGCACCAGAUUUUCUCAAAGUUCGGGACAGUCCUGAAGAUCAUCACUUUCACCAAGAAUAACCAGUUCCAGGCCUUGCUACAGUACAGUGAUGCAGGGAAUGCUCACCAUGCCAAACUGGCUUUGGACGGCCAGAAUAUCUACAACGCGUGCUGCACCCUGCGUGUGGAGUACUCCAAGCUGACCAGCCUUAACGUCAAAUACAACAACGACAAGAGCCGUGACUUCACCCGCAUGGACCUGCCGUCCGGGGACAGCCAGCCCACCCUGGACCACGCCAUGGCCGCUGCGUUUGGGGCCCAGGGGAUAAUCCCGUCACCGUACAGCGGAGCUGCGGCGUUCGGUCCCAUCAGCUUUCCCCACGCAGGUCUGUCCCUGCAGAUGAUGCCAGGCACUCUGGAAACCCUGAGCAUGCCCAGCUCAGCCAUGGCGGGCAGGAUGGCCAUCCACGGCAUGCCACACACUGCCAUGAACUCAGUGCUCCUCGUGUCCAACCUCAACCCCAGCAGCAUAUCGCCACAUGGACUCUUCAUCUUGUUUGGUGUCUAUGGGGAUGUGCACAGAGUGAAGAUCAUGUUUAAUAAGAAAGAAAAUGCCUUAAUACAGAUGGCUGAUGCCACCCAGGCGCAGCUGGCGAUGAGCCACCUGAACGGGCAGCGGCUGCAUGGGCGGGUGAUGAGGGUGACGGUCUCACGGCACCAGAGCGUGCAGCUGCCCCGGGAGGGCCAGGAGGACCAGGGCCUCACCAAGGACUACAGCGGCUCCCCCCUGCACCGCUUCAAAAAGCCCGGCUCCAAGAACUUCCAGAACAUCUUCCCCCCGUCCGCCACUCUGCACCUGUCCAACAUCCCUCCUUCUGUCACUGAUGAAAUCCUGCAGGAUCUGUUCACUGGCUGUGGGUAUUCAGUAAGGGCCUUCAAAUUCUUCCUGAAAGAUCGCAAGAUGGCGCUGAUCCAGCUGGGCUCCGUGGAGGAGGCCAUCCAGGCCUUGAUCGACCUCCACAACCACGACCUGGGAGAGAACCACCACCUCCGUGUGUCUUUCUCCAAAUCCACCAUCUAG
Anguilla anguilla (European eel) is the source of this 5463-nucleotide messenger RNA. Its product is annotated as polypyrimidine tract-binding protein 3-like. The coding region runs from base 4108 to 5463 and encodes 451 amino acids. Gene Ontology annotation, biological process: regulation of RNA splicing; mRNA processing. The transcript is spliced from 12 exons. The record is from RefSeq and is a predicted model, not a curated record. Gene Ontology annotation, cellular component: nucleus. NCBI's taxonomy places the organism in Eukaryota, Metazoa, Chordata, Actinopteri, Anguilliformes, Anguillidae. Gene Ontology annotation, molecular function: mRNA binding.